This is a messenger RNA of Rhodofomes roseus, 2284 nucleotides long. Its product is annotated as trafficking protein Mon1-domain-containing protein. The transcript has 10 exons. Gene Ontology annotation, biological process: protein targeting to vacuole; vesicle-mediated transport. NCBI's taxonomy places the organism in Eukaryota, Fungi, Basidiomycota, Agaricomycetes, Polyporales, Fomitopsidaceae. The record is from RefSeq and is a predicted model, not a curated record. Bases 131 to 2008 code for a protein of 625 amino acids. Gene Ontology annotation, cellular component: fungal-type vacuole membrane; Mon1-Ccz1 complex.
GCGGUGGGCGUCUCGCCGUACCUCGCUACUUGCUCGCUACCAUCCAUGACCUCUGCCGUCCUCAGCUCCCACCUGGCCUAGCAAGCCGCGCCUGGUACUGUUCGCCCUUCAAUACGGCCCGCACACGACCAUGUCCGCGCCGAGCACGCCGCGCUCGAGGACGCCCUCGCGGGUGGGAACCCCGAUACCUGCGCUCUCGCGUCUGUCCCCGCCGUCUGUCCGACCAGCACCGCUCAUUUCAUCGAGGGUCUACAGCCAUGGCAGCACUUCGACUGUGCCAACCGCGGUCCAAGAUCUGGCACCCAUGGAUCUACUGGCACAUGGCCCGCACGAGGGUGCAUCGAGUUCAGCGUCCUCCGUCCUGAAUCUCGAGACACCUACUCCCGAAAUGCUUGUUACCACACCAGAGGCCGAGGUAGGGACGAUCGCUAGUGAUCAGAGUAGUGUCAGCGGACACACUGCGACUCGCCCCGGAGAGGGGGACUCGAAGCAGCAACUACGGGACCAUUUGAGGCGUACACUGAGCAGGAAGGAAUCAUUGAGUGAUCUUGCGCUGCGUAGCCGCAGUCGUCGCAGGAAAGGCAAGGAGGUUGAUCUCCACCAGAUCUCGCAUUCCACAGCGGACGCAUAUCCCCCGAGACAGUACUUCGUCCUCACUGAGGCGGGGAAGCCAGUCUUCAUUAGUCGCCGAGGGGAGGAUGAGUCUGACGGCCUGACGUCCACAAUGGGAAUCAUGCAAGCCCUAGUGUCCGUCUUUCUGGAUGAUGGGGACAAGAUCCGCUGCAUAAAUGCUGGAAAGACGCGCAUAACCUUCCUGCUCCGGCCUCCGUUGUACUACGUCUGCGUAUCCUCCUGGGGCGAGCCCGAGUCAGUGACGCGCUUCCAUCUUGAAUACCUGCACCUACAGAUCCUCAGCGUUGUGUCCGCCGAACAGCUUCGACGCAUGUUCGAGCGACGCACGAACUUCGAUCUGCGCCGACUGUUGAGUGGUGCUGAGCCAUUCCUCUACUCGUUGUUGUCGAGGCUUGAGUGGGACUUGGCCAUGGCGACGUCUUCACUACAAUGCUUGAAGGUUGAACCCAUGCUUCGCAAGAGCGUGGCUGAUGUACUUGUACCAACGUCCAAAAUCAAGGACAUAUUGUACAUGAUCCUGAUUGCCCAGGAGCGCGUUAUAACACUGGUCAGACCCAAGAAACACUCCAUCCAUCCGUCAGACUUGCACGUCCUCGUGAACACGAUCUACGCACCGUCCAUCAUCAACUCCUCUGCAUCUGCGUCAUGGCUACCGAUUUGCCUGCCUAAGUUCAAUGCAUCCGGCUUCGUGAACGCCUAUGUCAUGUUCCUAAGGCGAGAUGCGGACAAGACGCCGGUAACCCCCUCAUUUCCGAAGGCAUCGCCAAGCAGUCAGAGCAGUGACUUGGUCAACGAAGGCGGCCAGACCUCGGAGACUGUCAGCAAGAGCGACAAGGCAAGCGUCCUCGAAAAGGCUGCUCCCGAAAUCGGUUUAGUCUGCGUCAGCGGCAGUGCCGACUUCGAGGCCGUCAGAAGCUGGUGCGAUACCGUCUCUCGGCGUCUGACGCAAGAUGGUCUGCUGCAAGCCUUGUCCGACGCCGUCGAUCGCGGCGACACCGAGUACUCCGUAGCCGAUUUAGGCAUACCCGGUCUUCGGCAUUUCGUGUACAAGUCGAGGUCGCAUGUGCAGGUCACACUGCCGAUGUUUGAGGAUCCCUACGACGAUCUGAACGAGAAGCGAAGACUCAUCACGCUGUAUCAGACAUUGUAUGACCACAUACACGCGAAGUCGGGCCAAGGAAGUACCCUUAAGCUCCAGUACAUCCGCACGGAGAAGGAAAGCGUUAUGGGUUGGAUCACUCAAGCAUUCGAGCUCUACCUCACGCUCUCUCCGCGCCUGCCCAAGAGCGCGAUCGUCAAUGCGGCGAACUCAGUGGCACGAUGGGUACAGAAGGAAGAGAGGCGGUUGUUCCUCAGAGAUGCACCUGUUUUCUAGCUUUGUAUCCGAGCUCGAUAUGUAAGCGUUGCGCCACGCAACGCUCAUUUACCACGGUCCUGCGAGUAGCCUGAAACAUUGAGUCAGUAUGACCCAUGCACGCCUGAACCGUACCAGCGGCGUGGGAUUUCGACCGAUGCUACCGCAGGCUGCUUCACAUGCAGGCUACCGGUCCUCGGGCUGGUGAUGACGCCGCUGGACAAACAAGAGCAGAUUGAAGACACCGUCACAUCGUAACCUUGAGCUUGCCUUGCCUCGUAAAUGCAUGCAUUUACG